UCGCCAGGCACCCGGAGCUCCGCGGGGUUGGGGUUGACCCGGAAGUGAAAGACGUCGCAAGGGUCACCGGGAUCCAACAUGGCGUGGAGGAGCUGCUCCGUCCUGCUCCGACUGACCGGAGAAGCCGUCUCACGGAGUUCCGCGAGGGGCGGCAGCAGGUGUCCUCACAGCUUCCAGCAGAAGCGUGGCUUCAGAAAAGCUGCCAAGAAACCAGAGUUCAAGAUUGUGGAGGAGGAGCCGGGCCCACCCCGCACAGAACCCCCCGCGGCCCCCGUCCAACGCCGGACCACGACCCCACACUGGGAACAGCAGGCUCCGCCCCCCCGCACCCUCGGCCGGUUAAUCAGGCCACUGGUCUUCACAGUGGGGUUCACAGGCUGCUCCUUCGGCUCGGCGGCGAUCUGGCAGUACGAGUCCGUCAAGUUCCGGGUCCAGAGCUUCUUCGACGAUAUCCGAGCCGAUUGGCUGCAGAAGGUGAAACCUCCGAAACGAGGAGACGUCCGCAAAGUGAUCAACCAAUGGUGGAACAGCUUGAGCGAGGGUCAGAAGACGGUGACAGGGAUCAUUGCUGCGAACGCCAUGGUGUUCUGCUGCUGGAGAGUUCCAUCCCUGCAGCGCUCCAUGAUCAAAUACUUUACCGCGAACCCCGCCUCCAAGACCCUCUGUGCUCCGAUGCUUCUCUCCACGUUCAGCCACUUCUCGUUCUUCCACAUGGCGGCCAACAUGUACGUCCUCUGGAGCUUCUCCUCCAGCGCCGUCUCCAUGUUGGGCCGCGAGCAGUUCCUCGCCGUCUACUUGUCAGCAGGUGUCGUCUCCUCGUUCGUCAGCUACGUGAGUAAGAUGGUGUCGGGGAGGUUCCGCCCGUCUCUGGGAGCGCACAUCUCCUUUCCUCAGCAUGUCACCUUUCCUCUCCAAGUCUCCUUUCCUCAGCAUGUCACCUUUCCUCUCCAAGUCUCCUUUCCUCAGCAUGUCACCUUUCCUCUCCACGUCUUCUCGACCCCGUUGUCUGGAGCCAUCAUGACCGUCUUGGCUGUUGUUUGCACCAAAAUGCCCGAAGCCAAACUGGCCAUCAUCUUCCUCCCCAUGUUUACCUUCAGCGCCGCCAACGCGCUGAAGGCCAUCGUUGCCAUGGAUACAGCAGGUCUGGUGCUGGGCUGGAAGGUAUUCGACCACGCCGCCCAUUUAGGAGGAGCGCUGUUCGGAAUCUGGUACGUCAUGUUCGGUCACGACUUGAUCUGGAAGAACCGAGAACCUUUUGUCAAACUGUGGCACGACCUGAGAACUCGAGGAGGAGGAGGGGGCGGAGCCGGGGGCGGAGCCAUGUGAGACGCUGAGGCAUAGUCAUGUGAAGAUGUAUAAAAUGUAAAGACGAGCAGACAAGAACCAGGGAGCAGCUUCUGGUGUCACACCAACACAAGUAACGACUCUCGAACCAUAUUCAUACAAAACGUGACGGAUUCAGACGUUUGUCUCCUUGUUUCCUCGUUCAGUCACAGGUCUGAAGAUUAUCUGAUAAUCCAUCAGAGUGAAAGACUUUGGUCUGAACACUGGAUCAAUGAAGCAGAAACUGAUCGACUGAUGUCGAUCCAUCAGCGACUCUGAUGUUGAUUCUGUAUUCCAAGGUUUAGAUAUGUACAAAUAAAAGAACCAAAACGAA
Messenger RNA from Scophthalmus maximus (turbot), 1657 nucleotides. RefSeq names its product presenilins-associated rhomboid-like protein, mitochondrial. Lineage: Eukaryota; Metazoa; Chordata; Actinopteri; Pleuronectiformes; Scophthalmidae. The record is from RefSeq and is a predicted model, not a curated record. Gene Ontology annotation, molecular function: serine-type endopeptidase activity. Gene Ontology annotation, cellular component: membrane. The coding region runs from base 79 to 1326 and encodes 415 amino acids. The transcript has 11 exons.